Drosophila sulfurigaster albostrigata is the source of this 2076-nucleotide messenger RNA. Its product is annotated as micronuclear linker histone polyprotein. The record is from RefSeq and is a predicted model, not a curated record. NCBI's taxonomy places the organism in Eukaryota, Metazoa, Arthropoda, Insecta, Diptera, Drosophilidae. The transcript has 6 exons. The coding region runs from base 382 to 1818 and encodes 478 amino acids.
CAUUGUUUACAAGCUGUACCUUUUUUGCAAUUUGCUUUCUUUGUCAGAAAAACUGUCAGGAAAAAUAUUAUUUUCACAUGCUAAUCGCUAACAAAUCAAGCUGAAAAUAGUGAAAAACGAAUAUUUCGCGUGGAAAUAACACUUUGAGAGUGUUAAAACUAAACUACACGGAGCCCUAGCAAGAGAAUAUCAAAAGUGAAAAAUUGUGAAAUACAACGCAGCUUCUUUGCACAAAUACAGAGACAACGACGAUAAGAGCAGCUUAAUAUUUAUCAACCAAGUUUCAAGGUGUCAAGAACGCGAAACUCGUGAACGCAAAACAAGCUAAUAAAUAAAUAAGCAAAAGUUAUCACAACGUAAAGGAAAAUAUACAAAUAUAAAAUGGUGCAAACAGGAAUCUCGCUGAACGAGCGUUUUACUCAAAUGCAAUCUCGCCAGGAUCAUCAGGCUCGUCCAGCCGCGCCGGCUCGUGGACGCCGUAGUCGUUCUCAGAGUCGCAGUCGCCGCAUUGUGGAUGCCACAGCAUCGGCGGCCAACACCCGACUGUUGCAGGAGUUCAAGAGGAAGCACACUGUUCAGACGGCCCUCAAACUGAAGCGCAGAAGCUUGCGGACAACUGCCAACGGCGGCAUCGGCGGCGGCAGCAACAUCAAAUCGCUCCGGAUGGGGCCCAAUGGAAGAGCCGUGCGCUCAAGCAACAGCACUCGCCUGGCAACCAUGCGCGCCGAUUUGAUUGCCAACAACGGUGGUGGACGACCACGUCGCAGCGGCAGCGUAUCCCGGCGUGCCAGCUCGGUGGCUAGAGCAGCAGGAGCAGGAGGACUACGCCAACGACUGGGAUUACGUCGACCCACGGUGGGUGGCGCAGCCGAGCGUGUGGCACAACGUCGCCGCGGCUUGCCCCGUCAGCAGCAGCAACUGCGGCAGCAGCCAGCCUUUUCACGCAGUCGUGAUCAGAGCCGCGGACGCGAUCAGAGUCGUGGCCGUUCGCAGAGCCGUGGUCGCUCGCAGAGUCGUGCCCGCUCACAGAGCCGUGGCCGCUCGCAGAGUCGCGGACGCCGUCCGCAGCAGCAGCAGGCAUUAGGCCAAAGAGUUGGUGGUGGUGGUGGACGUGCAGCAGGCCGAGUAUCGGUGAAGCAACGUUUGGGCGUGCGUCCAGGUGUGGCAGCAGCAGCUGGCGCAGGAGCAGCUGCCGGCAGACGACGUGGAGCGAGCCGUCGUCGUGACAACAACACAAGUCAAGUGCGCGGCGUUGCUGCCGGACGCAUUGGAAAGCGUCGCAAUUCGAACGCAGCACAAAAGGCAGUUGCCGUUGCAGCUGCAACAACUGCUGGUGGCCGCGGACGCAGAGGACGUGCACGUGGCAGAUCUGCUGUGCGUGCCGUUAAUGCUGCCACUGCUGGUUCUGCUGUCACACAACGCUCGCGCUCUCGCUCACGAUCUCGGGCACGUCAGGGAGGAAAUGCUGCUGCUGCUGCUGCGUCGCCAGCAAAUGGCGGCAGGCAAAAGGCUGCUGCAGGCGCACGUCGCCGUGGUCGCAGCCAACAGCGUGCAGGUGGCAAGGUUGCUAAGGCUGGUAAUAAAAAUGGUAACAACAACGGCAAGAACAAGAACAAUAGCGCCAACAACAAGAAAGGAGAAGCAACAGGAGCUGGCAAAGCAAAUCAGCAAGGUCGUCGUGGACGUAGUCGCAAUCGUGGUGGUCGCCCAGCUGCAGGUAAACCGCAGCGUGGCGAAGUUAAGCGUGAGGAUCUGGACAAGGAGCUGGAUCAGUAUAUGUCAACCACAAAAUCUGAAAUGGACUAUCUGUUGAAGUAGAAGAGUAGACUGCGACCACCAAAGAGUACACACCACCGCAUGGCAGAUUUCUAUUAGUUAAUAAGUUAUCUAUGUUAGUUACUAAUUAGACUGUAAGUCAGAGGCAACUUGAAUCAAUGCUCCUUUUUUAGUUGAAUGCUGCUACAAAGCAUUUCUGUAAAUAUCAAUAACAUUUAAGAGUAAAUCACGCUGUUUGCAUAAUUACAAUUGUCGAUUGUAUGGCAUGAAAUAUACAGUGUGCUUCUUGUUCAACUUAAA